AUGUAUCGGAAGUUGUCUAAGUUAGAACACUCGGAAAUAAAACAACUUCUUACAGAAGCUAAUAUAGAAGUAGCAAAGCAUUACGCAACAAACAAAAAAGCACUCGCUGACUUCAUUAAAGACUAUAAUGGUGCAAUAAGUUAUGAUAGAAUUCAUGAGUUCAUAAAGCCGCAACGCGGCGAGGACGAAGUCCAUGCAAUAGCAUUUCCUUUAAAUGACGUUGCUAUUGACUUAUAUCAUAGACGUUCAGUACCUCAUGAAGUAAGAAGAGAAAUGUUUGACAUAACAAAUGCAAACGUUGGUGAAACAAGAAGAAGAGACGACACACUGAAACAACAGAGAAGAGAGAUGUUUAAAAGUGCUAUAGAACAAGUUCGCAAAGCUAACGAUGUCAUUCGUUCCAUUGACGACAAACCAAAAGAAGGUGAGAGAUGGUUAAAGAAAGAUGAAGAGAAUAGGAAGAGAAAUGUGAAGUCAGGCAAUAGACUCAUUGACUUUAACAUCGAAGCUUUAGAUGAACCAAACAGAGACUACUUACACAAACAUUUCGGUAAG
Trichomonas vaginalis G3 is the source of this 555-nucleotide messenger RNA. Its product is annotated as organellar and viral DNA polymerase type B. The record is from RefSeq and is a predicted model, not a curated record. The transcript has a single exon. The annotation marks the transcript as partial. Lineage: Eukaryota; Parabasalia; Trichomonadida; Trichomonadidae.